UUUGAAAAUCAAGAUGCAUUCCAACGCUGCUUUCAUCGCCCUUUCCACCCUCGCCGCUCUCGUCCCAUCUGCUCUUGCUGGUGGCGGCGGAAAUGUUGGUACUGCCAACGUUCAGAACGCCUGUGGGAAAGAUGUCUACCUCUGGUCCAUCGCUGACUCUGCUGGAGAGAAGAUGAUCACCCUCAAGGACGGUGAAACUCACUCCGAGAAAUACCGCACCAACGGCAACGGGGGUGGCAUCUCCAUCAAGAUGGCUACCGACCAGAACCACAAUGAUAUUUCGCAGUUUGAGUACACUCUAAAGGAGCCACAAAUCUUCUACGAUCUAUCCAACAUCGACGGUUACCCAUUCGCUGAGGGUGGCAUUAGCGUCCACCCAAGCGACUCCGGCUGUCCCGCAGUCGUCUGCGAGGGAGGAGUCAAGGACUGCAAGGAGGCCUACAACCAGCCAAAGGAUGAUUUCGCUACCCACGGUUGUCCUCAGGAAACGGACCUCAAUGUUGUCCUCUGUGCUGGUGGUGGCUCUGCUGGGCCAACAAAGAUGUUCAAGCCCGUGGACAAGGCCGCCAACCGCCCUCGCCACCCACAUGCUCGCCCAGAGUAA
Molecule: messenger RNA, 604 nt
Organism: Microsporum canis CBS 113480
Lineage: Eukaryota; Fungi; Ascomycota; Eurotiomycetes; Onygenales; Arthrodermataceae
Exons: 1
Coding region: 14-604 (196 amino acids)
Source: RefSeq, a predicted model, not a curated record